UAUAUCUCUUUGGAGUAUGAGAAGGUUGCCAAUUGCCAUAUGGGCCCGUUUUCACAAAUCACAAGCCGAGCGUCUACUUUUUAGGAUCUGAAAACCUUCGAUUUCUUUAAAAAGGGGUUUGGUUCUCUCGCCUCUUGCAAAACCGUCCCACUUGUUUUCAGUUUUCCAAGCCCACGCCCCGCCGAAAAUCUCUGCUGAGGUACAUCCACGAUAGUUAUGGUGUUCAAUUUUUUUCGCACUUUCAUAUCAAUUUAGGGUUCUUUUAUAUACGGAGUAAUAUUUUUAUGUUUCACGAUGUUGAUGAAAUAUAUUAAAAAGUUUUCAUCCCAUUUAUCUCAAUAGCAUCUGUCUGGUUGUUUACUUGCUUUUGUUUGUAAUAUUUUAGUGUUAUAAUUUCAAUUUCUGUAUAGGUAUAUACCUAGCUUAGUAUCUUCCAUUGGAGAAGGAAUUGAAUAAUUAUGAACUUGCAAAGUAAAUCGUUUUUUAUUUAACUGUAUAUUUUACUACAAAAUCAUAUCUUGUAUUGUUUUAGGUAUAAAGCAUCCUUAUCUCGUUGAAUAUAUCAUAUUGAGCUCUAAAACUAGUAUUCAUACUCCAUUUACAAAAUAUUACGGUUUGGGUAGUUGCUAGUUGUUACAUAGGAAUGAUAAACCAUGACCUCUAUUUACUCCGAAUAGGCUUUAUUAACUCUAAAUAGGCUCUUACUACGAUUCCUAAGAUGUUUACUUAUACGAAGGCAAUCCUUUUAAGCAGGUUAAAUUAAAUUCUCUUAAUCUUGAGUUUGAUGUUUUUCGUACUAAACCUUUUUUCAGGGAAGUUGCAUUGUAUCGCUGUUUAAACAUAUAGAAGUAGUACCUCAAGAGGAAAUGGCAGGUAGUGGAGAUCAAGUUGCUGCAUUGCUAUUCUGGGGAGGUCAAGUAAUAAAGAAUGGAUAUCUCGGUUCCGUUGAUUACUCUGAGCCACCAAAAACGAUGUGUUUCUUGAGUCGAAGGGGCAGGCAUGCAGAGCUGGUGAGGAAAGUGCACACAGCAAUGAACAGCGAUGAUCAAUACAAAAUGCUUGACUUGUUUGGAAAGUACCCGACCACCCUUCCUGGAGGCAAAGUCCUGUUUGUUUCUAUCCCUCUAACGGAUGAUCAAUCACUGGGGUGGUUUUUGGAUGUGGCUUCGCUUUCCCAGCCUGUUCAUGUGUACGCGGUUGCUGCUCCAAAGAGAAACGAUGAACCCGAGGACAACCCGAGAUCCACCACAGGUGCAAUUACGGAGAUAUAUGUAAAAACCAUGACAGGGAAGACAAUUGUCCUCGAGGUUGAAUCUUCAGACAUCAUUCGGGAUUUGAAGGAACAGAUUGAGGACUUGGAAGGUAUGCCUGUUGAGAAGCAGAACCUCCUGUUUAACGGCAGGAGCCUCGCCAACCACCUCACCAUUGGCGACUACAACAUCCCGAACAAGUCUGAAGUAGACCUCCUCCCCUUUUUAUGUGGUUGUUGAUGGUCCACUCUACCCACGCCAACCAGCUAUUUCUGCACAAACAAAUUCCUUAUCUUUUGCUGAUUUAUGCCAUUGAACCUUUACUUUUGCUAGGAGUAUUUAAUUUAGGUUUUCUUUAUGCAUUGGGUUCUAUUUAAUUUAUAUAUAUGUAUGCAUAUUUCCAAUCCAUAUAUUAUCACUUAUAACCUGAAAUGCAUUGUUAAUUAAAAGCAACUAAUGGGUCGUCUAAGGCACAGGAAUACCAUUUACUUGGUACCGAGGUACC
Cuscuta epithymum is the source of this 1755-nucleotide messenger RNA. The record is from the annotation of a GenBank genome assembly. Lineage: Eukaryota; Viridiplantae; Streptophyta; Magnoliopsida; Solanales; Convolvulaceae.